Molecule: messenger RNA, 1289 nt
Organism: Raphanus sativus (radish)
Lineage: Eukaryota; Viridiplantae; Streptophyta; Magnoliopsida; Brassicales; Brassicaceae
Product: feruloyl CoA ortho-hydroxylase F6H1-3-like
Exons: 2
Coding region: 17-1102 (361 amino acids)
Source: RefSeq, a predicted model, not a curated record
AUCUAAGAAAGAAACCAUGGUUCUUACCUCCUCAAAGGACGAGAUCGACGUGAGGGAUUUCGUGUUAAACAAAAGGAAUGGUAUUAAAGGUCUCGUCGACUUUAUAACCCUAAACACACUUCCUUCUCCAUAUAUUCAACCUCCUCACGAACGCUUCACCUCCGACAAAAUCAUACCGUCACAAGUUCCUGUCAUUGAUGUGUCUGAUUGGUUAGACCCACGAGUUGCUAGAGAGAUCUGCGACGCAGCGGCUAAGCUCGGGGUGUUUCAGAUAGUGAACCACGGGAUAGCUCCGGAGGAGUUAAAGGCAGUCAUUGCGGCAGCUCGUGGCUUUUUCGACCUGCCGGCGGAUGAGAGGAAGAGAUAUUGGAAAGGAAGUUCGGUGUCGGAGACGGCGUGGUUGACAACAAGUUUCACUCCGUAUAAAGAAAGUGUGUUGGAGUGGAGAGACUUUUUCAAGUUUCAGUAUCCUCGUGAAGGACAUGACUUCGCUACUACAUGGCCUUCUCUAUGCAAGGAACAAGUGAUACACCAUUUCGAGAGGAUCAAACCAAUCACCAAGAAGAUUUUAAACAUACUCAUCAACAAUCUAAAUUCAGUCGUAGAUGAGUCUAAUGAAGACGCACUAAUUGGAACUAUGAGAAUGAACUUCAACUAUUAUCCAGAGUGUCCUGAACCAAACCUGGCAAUAGGAACUGGCCGCCAUACAGACAUCAACACCCUCACUCUCCUCAUACAAGAAGAUGGCGUCUUAAGCAGCCUAUAUGGUCGAGCCAGCGAGCACGAGGACAAAUGGGUUGAUGUUCCUCCAAUUCCGGGAGCCAUUGUUGUUAAUGUUGGAGACGUAUUACAGAUAUUGAGCAACGGUAAGUAUAAGAGCGUGGAGCAUUGUGUAUUGGUCCAUAAGAGUUGUAGCCGAAUUUCUGUCCCUAUUUUCUACGGACCAGUUGAUGAUACGGUUAUCGAGCCAUUACCGGAGGUGCUAGAGAACAAUGAGGUGGCUCGGUACAGAAAGAUUGUGUAUUCUUCGAACUAUCUGAAGGAUGUUUUGGGAAGACCCCAUGAUGGAAAGAAGACUAUUGGAUCGAUCAAGCUACCAUGAUACAAGAUACAUAGAUUUAUAUAAAGAUCUAUAGCUAAAAAUCGAUCCUACUAAUAUCUUUGUGAUCACAAAAAACUAUCUUAUGUCUAAAAUGUAUAUUCUCUUUCAACUUUAUGUAAAAUAUGAUACAUUAAGAAAUUACUUAAGUUUGAUCCUAUAAUUUUUUUGAUAAAGUUUGAUCCUAGAA